UGACUUCAAUAACGGAUCGGCAGCAAGUCUAUACACUCUGCAACAAGAGGAAUUGUGAAAGAUCACAGCAUCUCGCAUUUAGGCCGACAGAGAAAAACAGACUUGAUGUCUUAUGGUAGACUGCUAAGGAUAUAAAAGGAAAUUUUUGUGUGUGCUUUUUCUCUCUCCUUUUGGGAGCAGUGAUGGAAGAACUUACCGCAUUUGUGUCCAAAUCUUUUGAUCAGAAAGUGAAGGAAAAGAAGGAGACGAUCACUUACCGAGAGGUACUGGAGGCUGGUUCGGCAAGAAAUAGGGAGAGCCUGUCGGGAGAACCGGUUCGCGAGGAAGUUAACGGUAUCACACGGGGCUCGCGCUCGUCGCCGGUCAGCGAAGCGGACCUGAUAGUGUCAGAAAAAAGCAGAGAAACAAUGAGUCCCAAACUUACAGAGGGUUGUACAGAGAUGAAGGAACGCAAAGAGGAUUGUAAGCCUCUGGAGGAUGAGACACAGACUAAAAUCAAACAGAGAAGGAGUCGGACUAACUUUACCCUGGAGCAGCUGAACGAGCUGGAGAGACUGUUCGACGAGACUCACUAUCCGGACGCCUUUAUGAGAGAGGAGCUAAGCCAAAGGCUUGGGCUGUCGGAGGCCAGAGUACAGGUUUGGUUUCAGAACCGACGGGCUAAGUGCAGAAAGCAGGAAAAUCAAUUACAUAAAGGUGUUCUCAUCGGAGCUGCGAGUCAGUUUGAAGCGUGUCGGGUCGCUCCAUAUGUCAACGUGGGAGCUUUACGCAUGCCAUUCCAACAGGAUAGUCAUUGCAACGUGCCGCCCUUCUCCUUUCAGGUGCAGGCGCAGCUGCAGCUUGACAGCGCCGUGGCCCACGCGCACCAUCACCUGCACUCGCACCUGGCGGCCCACGCACCGUAUAUGAUGUUUCCGGCCCCGCCGUUCGGGUUGCCCCUGGCGACGCUUGCAGCGGAAUCAGCCUCCGCGGCAUCGGUGGUAGCGGCAGCUGCCGCCGCGAAAACCACUAACAAAAACUCUAGCAUCGCGGACCUGAGACUGAAGGCAAAGAAACACGCCGCGGCGUUGGGACUGUGAUGCCACAACGUUUCGGCGGACAGCGGUUGCUUAUCAGAAAUAAACAACAGAAAAAGACAUUAUUUAUGUUUCUUAUGAAGGACGUAAUUAAAGACGAGUUAUUUAUGAAACCGUUCUGUGGAAAAGCACUUCGUGGAUCGAGGGACGUGAACUACUACAACAAAAGUUGAACUUAAAGUGAACUUUUGCAGAAGACUGCGGAUGGGAAAAUUAGGGACGAGUUGAAUACUGAAUAUUUAAGGCAGCUGGGACGCUUGUUCAACUGUUGGUGUGACAAAGCGAACAUUUCUGCUUUAAGACAUUAAUCAUGAAAAUUAAGAGGCUGGCCUCGUUUUAUUUGCGACAGAGUUUCUCUGUGGAUAUUUGUGAACUAUUACAUAAAACUACUGCAUUGGUGUUAUUAAUUGAGGAUUCUUACUUUUGUUAACCAACAUAAAAGCUACAGUGCUUCACAUACGUUUCUGUCCUCACGGAUAACGCACGAGUCAAUGGGAACUGAUCACUGAAUGUAUGGUGAACAGAAGUAGGCCUACGUCUAAUUUAUUAUUCAAAAAGUGUCCGAUACAGCGAAUUCCAAUGGUGCCCAAUUGACAUGAACGCAAAGCCUGGGUGUAUGAAUCAAAUUUAGGCAAUAACUUGAUACUGAUAUGGUACGGACACAUGUAAAAUAUGUUAAUGGAAACAAAAUGACUUUAUUUAUUUUGUGCUUCAUCAAGACAUUGUGGGAACACUCUUUCUUUUCAUUCUUUAUCAUCUCUUUCUCAGUGUGUAAAACCAUGUGAAUCUCUUAAGUGUAGUGUUUGUUUUAUAAGGAAUAUAGUAUAAACGUCAAAUGCGGGGACGACUCUCUAAGAGAAAUCGGUGGAAGCCAUUUUUUUAUGAAAUCUUAUGAUUUUAUCAUGACUAUGAAACAUGAGAUCACUUGAACACGGUGUUUUGAUUUAUAAAAUAAAUGAAAAUGUUUUUGUAA
Molecule: messenger RNA, 2049 nt
Organism: Misgurnus anguillicaudatus (oriental weatherfish)
Lineage: Eukaryota; Metazoa; Chordata; Actinopteri; Cypriniformes; Cobitidae
Gene: shox2
Product: shox homeobox 2
Biological process (GO): regulation of transcription by RNA polymerase II
Cellular component (GO): nucleus
Molecular function (GO): sequence-specific double-stranded DNA binding; DNA-binding transcription factor activity, RNA polymerase II-specific
Source: RefSeq, a predicted model, not a curated record